CGGGGCUAAGCAAAUUGUAUCUGUACUUGUCAAGACACACUCCAUGUUUCUAGUUUAGUUUAUAGCCUAUAGUGUAGAGAAGCAUUCAUAUAUCAUAGUCUGCGUAGAGACAGAGCUUGUAGGGUAACGUAUUGGACACUAUUGCAAUCAAGAGAGAGUUCUGCACAGAGUACAUUACACAGUACAUGGCUGAAGCUAGCUGCUGAUAGUAGUAGCAAAUCCUAUCAAGCAAGAAGACUACAAGAAGACUAGUGAGGAUGUCGAGCCUUUCAGAGUCCAAGGAGAUGAUGGCUGUUAUCAAUAUGGGCCUCCCCAACAUCUCCAAGUUCCUCCGAGUCGUUCUCAAGAAAGAGAAGUUAUCGGAGGAGGCGGAGUCAAUGCGUGCUCAUUAUGACGGCCUCCUGUCUGCACUGGAGCAAGGUUCAGGGGUUAAUCACCUCCGACCUGUCAGUAUUAUCGGUGACGAUGACGGUGGUUAUUUCUCAGGGAACAGAACACGAGUUUCAGAGCUGUUGGAUCAAUCCAAGGGCCUGCCUGGGAUAUGCCACUCUGGUUAUCUUUUAAGGAGGGAUGACAAGUACCGCUGGCACCGAUCCUGGUGCAAGGCAGACAGCAAAGAAAUGAAACUAUUCAUAUACGAAGAUCUCAAUGAAGAGAUACUCAUUCGAUCCUUCUCUCUCGACGGUGUGACCACACGCUUCGGUCCCCAUCCCGUACCAGACUCGGACAAGGAGAACAGUUUUGCUAUCUGUGGAAUUGGAAUAGCCAUUGAGCCGUUGAAUGUACCAACUACUGAAUUGAAUGAUUCCAAUGGCCUUGUGUCUCCUGCCCCUCCCACCUCCAAUGGGAGUAGCUCCAUUGAUGAAGCAUACUUUGCUGCUUACUCCGACAGUGACUAUCGACAGUGGAAGGAUGUACUGCACAUGCUCACUGGCUCUAGAGAGUCAUCACGCAUCUCUCUGUCAUAUCUGGACAAUCCCCAAUGGCUGGGAACACACGACUCCACCUCAACCAGCUCUUCCAGUUUUGGCUCUAACAGAGAAUCUAUGAUUUCCACGACAUCGUCUGUGAACCGUAACUCUGGCAAGAUCGAGAUAUCAGAGCUUGCUAGGAUGGAUGGUGGUGUUGGGGAGGACUCUGUGAAGGACUCUAUGAAGAGACUGUCAGCUGCCAAGCAACAGCAACCACUCCCAUCACCACCGCACGUACCUCAUGUCCUGCCGGAGAACGUGCCACUACCUGACGACGAUGACGACAACGGGAGUGUAGGGACCAUCUACGAGAGCAUUGACAACCUAGUCUCACAGUUUGAUGAUGCCAUGAGAGCUACGGCCGCAGCUAUGGGUCAGAUCGGACAAAAUAUGAAGUCUGGGGGAAAGAAACGCAAGAAGAAGCACAACGUGUUGUCUCGUCAGACAUCGUUCCUUACCCGGGGUAAGACAGGAAGUAAAUCCAACUUCCUGUCUGAUAAGAAGUCCGAGUUAGAGAGAGGGGACAAGUACACUGGCUACUUGUUCAAGAAGACCUCCAGUGGCUCGUGGAAGAAGAGGUGGUGCACUCUCAAGGGUUGCGUGUUUGGAUAUUACAAGGGACCAGAGGAGGGUCAUGGACGUGAGUACGUGGUGCUGGACGCAGAGGUCAGCAGGGUCAACGACACCAAACGCUCGUUUGCCUUCUCCCUGAUGUGUAAGGGAGUGGAUGAGAUGUUCCUAGCUGCAGAGGAUGAUCAUCUGUACGAGGCUUGGAUGGCAAGACUUAACACAGCAUCAAGAAAUCAUGGAGAAUACUCAAAUGCCUGGACUAACUGGCAGAGUGAGGAGAACCUAGCCGGCGGCCCCAAGGUUGAGGAGGGUAUCUACAGUGUCCCCAGCUCUCUGCCAAUGGACACCUUGCUCAUACCUCGAGCUGCCACCACCAUGACACCAGAGAGAGCCAUCGAGACUGGCAUCUACAGUGUGCCCAAGUUCCUACUAGAGCCAAUGACCACACCCACAACCACACCCAUCGACGGAGUACAACGCAAUGUGUCUGACAUCUAUGACGUGCCUCGUGCCUCCAUUUCACCGGAUGAAGAGGGCAUCUAUGAUGACCCGUACGACAUACUGGACAUGGAGAUCUACGACUACCCUCCGGAUGUGACCGACUUGUACCGCUUCCUCGAGGAGUCCAGCCUGGACACACCCGAACACAGCACACGUACGAGCACCAUCACCGUGACGACUGAUAGGACCAGCUCCACCAUCUCUGAGGACAGCUGGAGGACCAUGUCCCUGCCUCCACUACCACCGGGGGCAAGACCUUUCUCUGUCAUAUCAUCAGAUGAGUACCAGAGCAACCGCAACUCCACCGUGAGUGUUGACAGUAGCUACACGUUCCCUCGGAACCAACCACCUCUUGACCUCCACUCGAUAGUUGAGCGACCUCUUGCUAGCCCCACUGCCCCCGAGUAUCCUGAUACCAGCUCUCUUGAGUUCGGCCAGUGUAUUAUGCGCGGACAUCUUCACAAGAGGGAGAGACUCACUUGGACAAAACUGUACUGUAUAAUACGCAACAAUUUCCUCGAGUGUCACAAGAGCCAAGGUGGCGGGUACGUCCCGGCACUCAAGCUAUUCCUUCCCGGGAGUGAUAUUAAACCCGGAGGCGGGGACAGCAAGCGCAGACACGCCCUCCAAGUGAAACACCCACGCAGAGACGGGGUGUUGGUGUUUGCCACAGAGACGCCAGAGGAGUACCCUCAAUGGGUGAAGGCGUUUCAAUCCGGAGCCUCCAUUCAAGUCCAGGCUGUGAAUAACGUUGAGGAGAUGAGGAUCAGUGACCUAGAGAUGAAGAGACGAUGGACUACUGACUCCAGGGAACCACCCUCCAAUGACACUGAGGGCUGGAAUGGUACCCUCCCUCGUCGCAAGACUUACUCCAACGACAACAAACCCGGUAGCAACGCUACAGAGGAGUACUCCACUGAUACUCUCAAGAGACGCAGACGCUUCACACUGGGUAAACUCACCAAGAAGAAGGACAAGAAAGUCGCAAGUACUCCCGAGCUAAAGCGGCCUCCCAUCGCCAUUCCCCCAGUCAACUUCAUUCAAGACAGCAGGCGCAGUGUGUCUUGUGAAGAGCUGCCAGGAGCUGUUGAAAUAGCUGCAGCUAUAGAGUCCCAUCAAACCAUAGGCCCGGAUGGACUGCUCAGGUUCCAGGGCUACCUCAGUGUCCAUAGAUAUGGUGCCAACACAAACUUUAUCCGCUACUGGUGCGUAUUUGAUGGCACAUUGAUCAGUUGUUUCAUCAACCAACUGGACCUCACCCUCACAAUGUCGGUCACUCUACCUGGAUCACAGAUAUCAGAGGCCUUCACUGAAGCUGGCAGACCACAUGCCUUCAAAGUAUGGCACAUGGAGACUGGGCAGUGCAUCUUCUUUGCGGCUGAUAAUGAACGGGAAUUUAAUCAGUGGUUUACAGUUGUUACACAGAAUGCUGAUCAGAUACCCACCCCUCAGCAAGGCGGUGGAAAAGUGGUGUUUUUCGUUGUUCCUGGCUCUGAUUUGAGAGUGAAAUCGUUCCACGUUCGUCAGCGAAGCAAUUCCCUCCCGACGUCCCCAGUAGAGGAGGUUACAGCGGGGGACACUGGGUCCACGGCUAGCGGGAACACUGGACACGGGUCCAACGACACUCCCGUCAAUACCUUCUAUCGUGGACACCUCAAGAAAGCCUCCAACUCACAUUCUGGCAAGUGGAAGGAACGUUACUGCGUGGUGAAGGAUGGACAGUUGUCUCUGUUUCACAAUCAAGGGGACAAAUCAGCCAUCACGUCCAUCGACCUCCUAGGCUGCUCUAUUGAGCUGGUCAGUGUACCUCGCUCGAGCGCCUACAAGUUGGUGUUUAAAGUGAACCUCAGCUCUGGAGAUAAGACCCACACCUUUGCUGCCCCCUCUGAGACUGAGAUGUAUGCCUGGGUGAGUGCCUUGAGGGACAGCUCCUGUGAGACACAAUCUCAGAAUGAACUGUCCACUGGAGGAUCCAACAACAGCUCUCCUGCUCUAUCCGGCAAAGCUUCUCUCCGGAAGAAGCUCAGUAAAGCGAAGCUCUCUGAAGUGGACCUCAUCAGCUAUGUAGCAGCCUCUACUCUCAUCAACCCUGCCAUCAGUGGGUUUGCUGAUGUUCAAGUCAGUCCUGAAUCUUGGUCCCGCUUCUGGUGUGUCCUGCACAGCGAUUGCCUCUACAUCUACCAAACACAACAGUCGACGGCUACAAUCAAGACUGUUGUAUUGCCUGGAUAUGACAUCCACGUAGCUGAUCCCCUCACCUAUAAGAGGCAAUAUGCUAUUCUCCUGAACCACAGCGGAGUGGCUCCUGUGUGUAUAGCCGUUAACGAUGAGCUGGAGCUCAACCAAUGGCUGUCAGCAUUGGACAGGGGUGCCCGAGGCGAGGGUCUCAACAGCAAGUUAGAGAAGAGGACCAGUAAGCCACUGCUGGACGAGAAGGCACUGGGUAGUGGGAAGAUGACCUCUCGUGGUAGUGGUGGCAGCAACAAGAAGGGACCAGUGAGGGCAGACCACACCAUCAGCACUCUCAAGGACGGAGGUUCUGUUGACUCUAUCCCCUCGUCCAUCAAUAAGAGCCCUGAAGUUCAUCAAGACUCUGUUAUUCGUCGCUUUGAAAAGAGGAUCCGUAAAACCCACCGAGUUGCCAACCAAACAGAGCAGAAACUAAAGGAGCAUCAAACAGCUUUACUGCACUUUAAGAAAGAGCUAUCUCGCCACCUGAUAAAGUUGAAAGAACUCUCAGAAUCGGGUGAAGCUAGUGCCAAACGAAGACUCGAUGACGUCCGUAAGAAACUAGCACAAGUUGAUAAGAUUGUUCCGUACCUUGGCAAGUAUGUGGCUGUGAAUAGACAAGCUGAGGGGCAGACUGUGGCCGUACUCAAGGAGUGCUGUACUAUGGAGAUACAGAAAAUGGCGAGAGCUUCUAUCUAUCCUGAAACUAGCACACCCAAGGAGAACAGGAGCAAGAGUGCUAGGAGCAGUAAAGAUCACACGGACACCAUCGAGGAACUGGUGAAAGAGGAGAGUCCAUACGCAUCGCUCACUGAGAUAAUGCCAGAGGUACAAAAGAUCAAAGCCAAGAGUAACUAUGCCCAGCUGGACUUUAGUCGAGUGCCCUCUCCUGAGGGUACAAUAAGACCCCCCUCUGUGAACUAUGCUGAGGUACAGAUCGGCUCCGGAGGGAAGGGAGUGAUAUUGAAUGGGACUGUGCCAGCUCCGAGUAUUGCCACUCACUCAACUAUCGCUGUUGCCCUUGGAGACGAGAGUAGUGUACCUACCGAGGGUGCUAGUGAGGGUGAUGUAUCACAUGACAUCACUCUGACACCAGAGAAUGCCGCUACCCUCACACCCCCGACACCACGACAUCUAGAGACAGUACAAGAGGUUGCCAGCACACCUCCCAGUCCAAGUCAUCCACCCCCCACAGUGCCGCCUCCUCCACCCCCUGCAGAGCCGAUUAUUGUAUCAAUACCCCCCACAGUGCCACCCCCUACAAAAACAAUUAUUGCACCGACACCCCCCACAGAGCUACCGGAAGUCGUUCCACCACCACCAAAAACAUUUGAAUUACCCCCCACAGAUAUUCCCAUUGUACCCCCACCCCCCACAGAGCUGAUCACAGAUGAUGUUGCUAGACCCCCCACAGUGCCUCAACGAUCAUCUUCGCUGGAGCCUCCCACAAGCACAGAUUCAUCGCCCACACACAAGGCCCCCCCUAGAGUGGCGAGGAAACCCUCUAAGAGUAUGAACGGUCGCAUUGAGGGGGCGGAUAGGGAGACGACGUCACCGGCCCGACAAGAUGUCACCUCCGUACUCUCCUCAGUACCCAGCGUCAUGGACAGAAUCAAGGCUCUUCACGGGAAACCCUGAACAUUUGUAUAGCUACUGUUUGUACUAAAACUUUCUCUCUCAACUUUCCUACAUGUAUUAUAUAUUGCUCUGUUUGUAUGCUAGCUGCACAUCACAUGCACUGUGUUAUACCCACUGUUUAUCCAAUUAAUUGUUCUCAAAUUAAA
Messenger RNA from Halichondria panicea, 6055 nucleotides. RefSeq lists its product as uncharacterized. NCBI's taxonomy places the organism in Eukaryota, Metazoa, Porifera, Demospongiae, Suberitida, Halichondriidae. Bases 258 to 5909 code for a protein of 1883 amino acids. The transcript is spliced from 13 exons. The record is from RefSeq and is a predicted model, not a curated record. Gene Ontology annotation, molecular function: GTPase activator activity.